AUGGACGCUGACUAUGCAACUGUCAGGCAGUUUCUCGAGAUCGGAUGUGGUUGCAAGAAUAAGUGUACUGUUAAUUUUGAAAUUGGCCAGGUAUACCAUCAUAUAUUGAACAUGAGAGAAUUGACAAAGGCAGAGAAGGAUAUUAUUGUCAUGAGUAAUCUUAAGUGUGGAAAUGACCUGACUACAAAACGAGGGAAGCCAAGGAAACGUUCGAUGGUUUCAUACAAUGCAUUCCAAAAGCCAGUUUGCAAGAAAACGUUUAUGCUGGUUAAUGACAUUGGUAGAUCAGCUUUAGAAAAUCUUGUAGACCAUUAUAAGCAGAAUGGUCCAUUGCCAAGAAAGCAUGGAAACGUAGGAAAGAAACCAUCACAAGCCGUCAUUUAUGAUGAUGUAAAACGCGUGGUUGAAUUUUUGCAAAAUUAUGCGGACACGUAUGGUAUCCCCCAACCAGCAGCUCCCAGAGGAAGCGACAAUACUCCUCCAAUUUAUCUUGACAGUGGUAAAACAAAACUAACCAUUCAUAAAGAGUAUAUAGAAAGUUGUCGCGAGGCUGGGGUUAGAUCUUUACAGCGAACUGCUUUCUGUGAAAUUUGGAAAAGCUGUCUGUGUCACAUUAGAAUAGCUUCGCCUAGGGAUGAUGUUUGCGCAACAUGUGAAGGCCACAGAAAGAACAUUAUGAAGGCAAUAGAAGAGAGUGAAAAGUUAGAGGCUGCCGAAAACUUCAAACAACAUGUGAUAAAUGCCCAAAAAGAAAGAGAACUUUAUAAUGACUGUGUAAAGCGUGCCAAGGAAACAUGCAUAUUAAGUUCUGAUAAAAGAACAAACCACUAUACUUUUGAUUUUAGUCAAAAUGUAUCCAUUCCUCACUUCUCGCGGCGAAUGGGGCCAAUUUAUUUCAUGUCCCUUCGCAAAGUACAGAUUUUUGGUGUACGGAUAGAUGGACUGCCUAAACAGCUCAAUUUUUUGAUUGAUGAAAGUGAAACUAUGGGCAUAGAUGGUACCCAAACACACGGACCCAAUGCUGUCAUCUCGAUGCUGGAUAUGGUGCUAGACACCCACGGGCGUGGUGAAUCGACAUGCUCCAUCCAUGCGGAUAAUUGUCCAGCUCAGAACAAGAACCGCUACCUCAUUGGCUAUUUCACAUGGCGUGUGAUGACCGGCAGACAUGACGUGAUAGAAUACCACAUGCAAAUACCAGGACAUGCCAGGUGUCUGGUUGACAGUGGAUUUGGGCAUUUAAAGAAACUUUACAGGAGGUCGAACAUUGAGACAAUGGACUCAUUGACCCAGAUGGUGAAUAUGUCCUCAGCAUCCAAUGAAGCAGUGAGGUAUCCGGCAUGGAACUGGCGGGAUUGGAAAGGGUUUUUGUCCCGACUGUUUUGUCCUGUACCAGCGAUAAGACAAUAUCAGUACUUCCGCAUGACGACGGAAGAGCCAGGUGUGGUCACAAUGCGCACGAGAGUCGGAUGUCCAGAGGUCAAGGUUACAGUGACUAUUGAUGGCGUCCAUAUUCCAUACCAACAACCGCAGAUUGUAGAGGCCAAAGCACUCAGCCGAAACAGACAGGAGUACUUGUACAAAGUUGUCAGGCCAUAUCUCAGCGAUGCUAACAAGGAUGCUACUUGCCCUUGCCCAGAAACAUCACUAUAG
Molecule: messenger RNA, 1650 nt
Organism: Dreissena polymorpha
Lineage: Eukaryota; Metazoa; Mollusca; Bivalvia; Myida; Dreissenidae
Exons: 4
Coding region: 1-1650 (549 amino acids)
Source: RefSeq, a predicted model, not a curated record